This is a messenger RNA of Lottia gigantea (owl limpet), 858 nucleotides long. RefSeq lists its product as hypothetical. Bases 1 to 858 code for a protein of 285 amino acids. Lineage: Eukaryota; Metazoa; Mollusca; Gastropoda; Lottiidae. The record is from RefSeq and is a predicted model, not a curated record. The transcript has 2 exons.
AUGAAUUAUGCUGAUGCUGACGAGAAUUAUGGUUAUGCUGACGAUGACCAUGCUUAUGCUGACGAGAAUUAUGUUAAUGCUGAUGAUAAUUAUGCGGAAGAUGAAGAUGAUUAUGUUAAUGCUAACGAUGAUUAUGUUAAUGCUAACGAUGAUUAUGCCGAUGCUGACGAGAAUUAUGCUGUCGCUGACUAUGAUUAUGUUAAUACUGGUGAUUAUUAUGUUAAUGCUGGUUCUGACGAGAAUUAUUCAGAUGCUGGCGAUUAUUAUGUUAAUGCUGGCGAUGAUUAUGUUAAUGCUGACGAGAAUUAUGCUGAUGCUGGCGAUUAUUAUGUUAAUGCUGACGAUGAGUAUGUUAAUGCUGACGAGAAUUAUGCAGAUGCUGGAGAUGAUUAUGCUGAUGCUGGCAAUGAUUAUGCUGAUGCUGGCAAUGAUUAUAAUUAUGCUGUCGCUGACUAUGAUUAUGUUGAUGCUGGCGAUGAUUAUCUUAAUGCUGACGAGAAUUAUGCUGCCGCUGACUAUGAAUAUGUUGGUGCUGACGAGGAUUAUGCAGACUCUGGCGAUGAUUAUGUUAAUGCUGGCUAUUAUUAUGUUAAUGCUGACGAGAAUCAUGCUGAUGCUGACUAUGAUUAUGCUCAUGCUAACGAGAAUCAUGCUGAUGCUGACUAUGAAUAUGUUGGUGUUGACGAGGAUUAUGCAGGCGAUGAUUAUGUUAAUGCUAGCUAUUAUUAUGUUAAUGCUGCCGAGAAUCGUGCUGAUGCUGACUAUGGUUAUGUUAAUUCUGACGAUGAUUAUGCUCAUGCUGACGAGAAUCAUGCUGAUCCUGACUAUGAUGAUGAUGAAAUACUGUCACUUGUCUGA